Messenger RNA from Zingiber officinale, 1678 nucleotides. RefSeq lists its product as uncharacterized. The transcript has 12 exons. NCBI's taxonomy places the organism in Eukaryota, Viridiplantae, Streptophyta, Magnoliopsida, Zingiberales, Zingiberaceae. The record is from RefSeq and is a predicted model, not a curated record. The coding region runs from base 440 to 1258 and encodes 272 amino acids.
CUUAUAGAAAGAAAAAUCUUAUGCACUUGUUUGUAUAUGUUCCUGCUGACCAAUUAAAUCUUUUGUUGCUUAAAUUUGUCAGCAUUUGUGAUGUAGGUGUUCUAGAUAUCCUAAUGAUGUAUGAUACAUUUUCAACAUCAUGUCAAUCAAUUGUUAUCCGAAUAUUUGGUCGUUAUUGGUCUUAUGAUAUUCUUGUCUUUCUAGUUAUUAUUAUCCUCCAAACCUCGGGAUUGACCUCUUCUCAAUUAGGAUGGAUCGGAGUUUUGGUCUUCUUAAUAUUUUUACUUGUCCCAUGAUCGUGGUAUUCAGCUCCUCUCUCCAAUCACAAUAUAUUGGACUUUUGGUAUUCCACGCUUUUUGCUUAUCAUCUUCCCAACCAAGGAUCAAACUCCUCUUCCUCGGUCAGAACUGUUUUGGACUUCUGUGAUAAUUGGUGUAUAUGACAGCUCUAUUGAACUUCUUGGCGAUUUUCUUUUCAAGGUUGCUGGAACCUUUGGAAGAGCAAUUCUUGAGCUUGGGAGUGAUGACGAAGGUCCAAGCACAGAGGCAAAUGGCCCCGCAAUUAUUGAGGUCCUUGGGCAAAGAAGUCGCAAUGAAGUUCUUGCUGAAAUUUAUAUGGUUGCUGGAACCUUUGGAAAAGCAAUUCAUGAGGAUGGGAGCACAGGGGCACAUGGAUGGCCCUGCAAUUAUUGAGGUCCCUGGGCAAAGAAGUCGCAAUGAAGUUCUUGCUGAAAUUUAUAUGCAAUUCUUGAGCUUGGGAGUGAUGACGAAGGUCCAAGCACAGAGGCACAUGGAUGGCCCUGCAAUUAUUGAGGUCCUUGGGCAAAGAAGUCGCAAUGAAGUUCUUGCUGAAAUUUAUAUGACUAUCUUCUUUUCAAGGUUGCUGGAACCUUUGGAAAAGCAAUUCUUGAGGUUGGGAGUGAUGACGAUGGUCCAAGCACAGAGGGACAUGUAUGACCCUGCAAUUAUUGAGGUCCUUGGGCAAAGAAGUCGCAAUGAAGUUCUUGGUGAAAUUUAUAUGACUAUCUUCUUUUCAAGGUUGCUGGAACCUUUGGAAAAGCAAUUUUUGAGCUUGGGAGUGAUGACGAAGGUCCAAGCACAGAGGCACAUGGAUGACCCUGCAAUUAUUGAGGUCCUUGAGCAAAGAAGUCGCAAUGAAGUUCUUGCUGAAAUUUAUAUGGUUGCUGGAACCUUUGGAAAAGCAAUUCUUGAGCUUGGGAGUGAUGACGAAGGUCCAAGCACAGAGGCACAUGGAUGACCCUGCAAUUAUUGAGGUCCUUGGGCAAAGAAGUAGUAACGAAAUUCUUGCUGAAAUUUAUAUGGUUCGUAGUGAUAUUAACUUGACUUUGCAUAAGCAUGUUUACUGAUUCAUGCAGAAGGUUGAGGAUCAUGAAAGGUUCAGAUGCAAUUGGUAUUGCUCCGAGGGCCAUGGAGAAAUCCAAGAGCAGAAACUAACAAAACAUGCAGAUCAAACUAGUUGCAACUGGCUCACAGAAACUGAAAGAUAUCUGUUUAGUCUUGUCUUUAUUUUGUGAUUUACCAGAGUGGAGUGAAACCUCUAGUUUACUUGCUAGUUCGUGGACAGUGUUGGUAGUUGCUGUAGUAGGUAUUAUCUUGUCAUCUCGCAUGCAUUGGUAUUAGAAGUGUGCUUUCAUUAAGUUGAAUGGUUUCUCUUGCA